AUGGUUGGCAUCGCCGGUCGGAGCCGACGCUGCAAGACCUGUCGAAGGCGCAAGGUCAAGUGUGACGAAGGACGCCCCGUUUGUGAUCGCUGUAAGAAAGGGCUUUUUCAAUGCGAAGGCUACCGUGCUUUUCCGGUGUUUGUGAACAGAACUGCGCAAGAACCUCGUUCUUCAGCGCCAGACCGCCAGCUCAGCACGCCUGCCUUUCUGCUGCGAAAUAACCUGAGCCAGGAUGAGGAGAAUCUAUUUACUUCCCACCUGCUGGCGAGUCUCUUCACCGAAGCUGUCGACAGCCAUGCCUCCCAGGUUUCUCCCUGGGUGGUCUAUGCCAUGCAGCACAGCGGUCCCAAUUGUGCCGCCUUACAAGCCCUCGCAGCGGCUUACUUUGGAAAAGUGCACCACCAUCAAAGCGCCCUGCGGAAGGGAGCUUUGCUAUAUAUCGACGCUCUUCGCGGCCUGCGUCGAGACCUCCAUGCACUCCACACCGUAGAUGCCACCACGUUGACGAACGCCUUGUUUCUGGCCAUUUACGAGUCGGUGACCUUCAACGAUCCAGCGGGCUGGGUGACGCAUUUUAUUGGGAUUGGACGGCUGAUCGAAGCAAGGGGCCCGUAUUGCCACCAGACAGGCUUGGAGAAGGAGAUUUUCCUGGUGACCAGGAGCAUCAUUGCUAUCGGCCACGUCGUGGAAAGGAAGCGUUGCUUUCUGGAACAGGACGUGUGGAAAACCACCCCGUGGGCGCUGAGCCCAGCGUCAAAGUCUGUUAUGGACUAUUUGCUCGAUAUUCUGUGCGAUAUCCCCGGCAUUCUGGAAGAUGCAGACUUACUACAACAGAAUUUUGGCUCCGCAUCUGAACUACGAGGGAUAGUCUGCCAGAGACUGGGUUCCCGGGUUAACGAGAUCUGUGUCUACGAUGCCCUCCUGCUCAUUCUCUUUCGGCUGGGCAAUUCCCUUUCUCUGCCACUUGUGCCUCUGCAGCAAGAUUUUCGUCUCCAGAACCAUUCGACCAGCCUGCUUCUACCAGGACAGGGAACCGUCAAGGACAUUGCCCACGAAAUCUGUAGAAUGGUCCCCUACGCUCUGCUGAGUUACCGAGGCAAUGCUGGCGCGUUUAUGCUGAUGUUCUCCCUACAAGUCGCCUAUCGGAGCGUGGAAGAGAACUCUGAAGAGGCGCAGUGGCUUGACUGGGUCAUCUCACACAUCGCCGAAGUGCGCGGGUUCGGGGCUGUGAAAUACGAGCCACAGACCCUGAGACUCAUGCGAUCACUCUCAGCAGCUUCACGACAGGGCCACUUUGAAGCCAACGGUGUGGCUUGUCGCUGA
Rasamsonia emersonii CBS 393.64 is the source of this 1323-nucleotide messenger RNA. RefSeq lists its product as uncharacterized. The record is from RefSeq and is a predicted model, not a curated record. Gene Ontology annotation, molecular function: DNA-binding transcription factor activity, RNA polymerase II-specific; zinc ion binding. Lineage: Eukaryota; Fungi; Ascomycota; Eurotiomycetes; Eurotiales; Trichocomaceae. Bases 1 to 1323 code for a protein of 440 amino acids. Gene Ontology annotation, biological process: regulation of DNA-templated transcription. The transcript is spliced from 5 exons.